This is a messenger RNA of Closterium sp. NIES-65, 18601 nucleotides long. NCBI's taxonomy places the organism in Eukaryota, Viridiplantae, Streptophyta, Zygnematophyceae, Desmidiales, Closteriaceae. The record is from the annotation of a GenBank genome assembly.
CCCUCCCCAUUCUCCCGCUUUCCAUCACCCCGCCCCAUUCUCUCGCUUUUCAUCACCCCACCCCAUUCUCCCGCUUUCCAUCACCCCGCCCCCUUCUCCCUCCUUCCAUCACCCCGCCCCAUUCUCCCUCCUUCCAUCACCCCGCCCCAUUCUCCCACUUUCUUUCAGCCCGCCCCAUUCUCCCGCUUUCCAUCACCCCGCCCCUUUCUCCCGCUUUGCAUCUCCCCGCCCCAUUCUCCCGCUUUCCAUCACCCCGCCCCAUUCUCCCGCUUUACAUUACCCCGCCCCAUUCUCCCACUUUCCAUGGCUCCGCCCCAUUCUCCCUCCUUCCAUCACCCCGCCUCAUUCUACCUCCUUCCAUCACCCCGCCCCAUGCUCCCGCUUUCCAUCACCCCGCCCCAUUCUCCCGCUUUUCAUCACCCCGCCCCAUUCUCCCGCUUUCCAUCACCCCGCCCCAUUCUCCCGCUUUCCAUCACCCCGCCCCAUUCUCCCUCCUUCCAUCACCCCGCCCCAUUCUCCCGCUUUCCAUCACCCCGCCCCAUGCUCCCGCUUUCCAUCACCCCGCCCCAUUCUCCCAUCACCCCGCCCCAUUCACCCGCUUUCCAUCACCCGCCCCAUUCUCCUGAUUUCCAUCACCCCGCCCCAUUCUCCCGCUUUCCAUCACCCCGCCCCAUUCUCCCGCUUUCCAUCACCCCGCCUCAUUCUCCCGCUUUCCAUCACCCAGCCCCAUUCUCCCACUUUCCAUCACCCCGCCCCAUUUUCCCGCUUUCUAUCACGCUGCCCCAUUCUCACGCUUUCCAUCACCCUGCCCCAAUCUCCCGCUUUCCAUCACCCCGCCCCAUUCUCCCUCCUUCCAUCACCCCGCCCCAUUCUCCCGCUUUCCAUCACCCCGCCCCAUUCUCCCGCUUUCCAUAACCCCGCCCCAUUCUCCCUCCUUCCAUCACCCGCCCCGUUCUCCCUCCUUCCAUCACCCCGCCCCUUUCUCCCUCCUUCCAUCACCCCGCCCUAUUCUCCCGCUUUCCAUCAGCCCACCCCAUUUUCCUGCUUUCCAUCACCCCGCCCCAUUCUCCCGCUUUCCAUCACCCCGCCCCAUUCUCCCGCUUUCCAUCACCCCGCCCCAUUCUCCCGCUUUCCAUCACCCUGCCCCAUUCUCCCGCUUUCCAUCACCCCGCCCCAUUCUCCCACUUUCCAUCACCCCGCCCCAUUCUCCCGCUUUCCAUCUCCCCGCCCCAUUCUCCCUCCUUCCAUCACCCCGCCUCAUUCUACCUCCUUCCAUCACCCCGCCUCAUGCUCCCGCUUUCCAUCACCCCGCCCCAUUCUCCCGCUUUCCAUCACCCCGCCCCAUUCUCCCUCCUUCCAUCACCCCGCCCCAUUCUGCCGCUUUCCAUCACUCCGCUCCAUUCUCCCGCUUUCCAUCACUGCGCCCCAUUCUCCCGCUUUCCAUCACCCCGCCCCAUUCUCCCGCUUUCCAUCACCCCGCCCCAUUCUCCCUCCUUCCAUCACCCCGCCCCAUUCUCCCGCUUUCCAUCACCCCGCCCCAUUCUCCCUCCUUCCAUCACCCCGCCCCAUUCUCCCGCUUUCCAUCACCCCGCGCUAUUCUCCCUCCUUCCAUCACCCUGCCCCAUUCUCCCGCUUUCCAUCACCCCGCCCCAUUCUCCCGCUUCCCAUAACCCCACCUCAUUCUCCCGCUUUCCAUCACCCCGCCACAUUCUCCCGCUUUCCAUCACCCCGCCCCAUUCUCCUUCCUUCCAUCACCCCGCCCCAUUCUCCCGCUUUCCAUCAGCCCGCCCCUUUCUCCCGCUUUCCAUCUCCCUGCCCCAUUCUCUCGCUUUCCAUCAUCCCGCCCCAUUCUCCCGCUUUCCAUCACCCCGCCCCAUUCUCCCGCUUCCCAUCAUCCCGCCCCAUUCCCCCGCUUUCCAUCACCCCUCCCCAUUCUCCCUCCUUCUAUCACCCCGCCCCAUUCUCCCGCUUUCCAUUACCCGCCCCAUUCUCCCGCUUUCCAUCACCUCGCCCCAUCUCCCGCUUUCCAUCACCCCGCCCUAUUCUUCUGCUUUCCAUCACCCUGCCCCAUUCUCCUGCUUUGCAUCAAACCCGCCCCAUUCACCCGCUUUCCAUCACCCGCCCCAUUCUUCUGCUUUCCAUCACCCCGCCCCAUUCUCCCACUUUCCAUCACCCCGCCCCAUUCUCCCGCUUUUCAUCACCCCGCCCCAUUCACCCGCUUCCCAACACCCCGCCCCAUUCUCCCCCUUUCCAUCACCCCGCUCCAUUCUCCCGCUUUCCAUCACUCCGCCCCAUUCUCUCGCUUUCCAUCACCCCGCCCCAUUCUCCUGCUUUUCAUCACCCCGCCCCAUUCUCCCUCCUUCCAUCACUCCGCCUCAUUAUCCCUACUUCCAUCACCCCGCCCCAUUCUCCCGCUUUCCAUCACCCCGCCCCAUUCUCCCGCUUUCCAUCUCCCCGCCCCAUUCUCCCUCCUUCCAUCACCCCGCCUCAUUCUACCUCCUUCCAUCACCCCGCCCCAUGCUCCCGCUUUCCAUCACCCCGCCCCAUUCUCCCGCUUUCCAUCACCCCGCCCCAUUCUCCCUCCUUCCAUCACCCCGCCCCAUUCUGCCGCUUUCCAUCACUCCGCUCCAUUCUCCCGCUUUCCAUCACUGCGCCCCAUUCUCCCGCUUUCCAUCACCCCGCCCCAUUCUCCCGCUUUCCAUCACCCCGCCCCAUUCUCCCUCCUUCCAUCACCCCGCCCCAUUCUCCCGCUUUCCAUCACCCCGCCCCAUUCUCCCUCCUUCCAUCACCCCGCCCCAUUCUCCCGCUUUCCAUCACCCCGCGCUAUUCUCCCUCCUUCCAUCACCCUGCCCCAUUCUCCCGCUUUCCAUCACCCCGCCCCAUUCUCCCGCUUCCCAUAACCCCACCUCAUUCUCCCGCUUUCCAUCACCCCGCCACAUUCUCCCGCUUUCCAUCACCCCGCCCCAUUCUCCUUCCUUCCAUCACCCCGCCCCAUUCUCCCGCUUUCCAUCAGCCCGCCCCUUUCUCCCGCUUUCCAUCUCCCUGCCCCAUUCUCCCGCUUUCCAUCAUCCCGCCCCAUUCUCCCGCUUUCCAUCACCCCGCCCCAUUCUCCCGCUUCCCAUCAUCCCGCCCCAUUCCCCCGCUUUCCAUCACCCCUCCCCAUUCUCCCUCCUUCUAUCACCCCGCCCCAUUCUCCCGCUUUCCAUUACCCGCCCCAUUCUCCCGCUUUCCAUCACCUCGCCCCAUCUCCCGCUUUCCAUCACCCCGCCCUAUUCUUCUGCUUUCCAUCACCCCGCCCCAUUCUCCUGCUUUGCAUCAAACCCGCCCCAUUCACCCGCUUUCCAUCACCCGCCCCAUUCUCCUGCUUUCCAUCACCCCGCCCCAUUCUCCCACUUUCCAUCACCCCGCCCCAUUCUCCCGCUUUUCAUCACCCCGCCCCAUUCACCCGCUUCCCAACACCCCGCCCCAUUCUCCCGCUUUCCAUCACCCCGCUCCAUUCUCCCGCUUUCCAUCACUCCGCCCCAUUCUCCCGCUUUCCAUCACCCCGCCCCAUUCUCCUGCUUUUCAUCACCCCGCCCCAUUCUCCCUCCUUCCAUCACUCCGCCUCAUUAUCCCUCCUUCCAUCACCCCGCCCCAUUCUCCCGCUUUCCAUCACCCCGCCCCAUUCUCCCGCUUUCCAUCACCCAGCCCCAUUCUCCCACUUUCCAUCACCCCGCCUUAUUUUCCCGCUUUCUAUCACCCCGCCCCAUUCUCACGCUUUCCAUCACCAUGCCCCAAUCUCCCUCCUUCCAUCACCCCGACCCAUUCUCCCGCUUGCCAUCACCCCGCCCCAUUCUCCCGCUUUCCAUCAGCCCUCCCCAUUCUCCCGCUUUCCAUCACCCCGCCCCAUUCUCUCUCUUUUCAUCACCCCACCCCAUUCUCCCGCUUUCCAUCACCCCGCCCCCUUCUCCCUCCUUCCAUCACCCCGCCCCAUUCUCCCUCCUUCCAUCACCCCGCCCCAUUCUCCCACUUUCUAUCAGCCCGCCCCAUUCUCCCGCUUUCCAUCACCCCGCCCCUUUCUCCCGCUUUGCAUCUCCCCGCCCCAUUCUCCCGCUUUCCAUCACCCCGCCCCAUUCUCCCGCUUUCCAUCACCCCGCCCCAUUCUCCCACUUUCCAUCACCCCGCCCCAUUCUCCCUCCUUCCAUCACCCCGCCUCAUUCUACCUCCUUCCAUCACCCCGCCCCAUGCUCCCGCUUUCCAUCACCCCGCCCCAUUCUCCCGCUUUUCAUCACCCCGCCCCAUUCUCCCGCUUUCCAUCACCCCGCCCCAUUCUCCCGCUUUCCAUCACCCCGCCCCAUUCUCCCUCCUUCCAUCACCCCGCCCCAUUCUCCCGCUUUCCAUCACCCCGCCCCAUGCUCCCGCUUUCCAUCACCCCGCCCCAUUCUCCCAUCACCCCGCCCCAUUCACCCGCUUUCCAUCACCCGCCCCAUUCUCCCGCUUUCCAUCACCCCGCCCCAUUCUCCCGCUUUCCAUCACCCCGCCCCAUUCUCCCGCUUUCCAUCACCCCGCCCCAUUCUCCCGCUUUCCAUCACCCAGCCCCAUUCUCCCACUUUCCAUCACCCCGCCCCAUUUCCCCGCUUUCUAUCACCUUGCCCCAUUCUCACGCUUUCCAUCACCCUGCCCCAAUCUCCCGCUUUCCAUCACCCCGCCCCAUUCUCCCUCCUUCCAUCACCCCGCCCCAUUCUCCCGCUUUCCAUCACCCCGCCCCAUUCUCCCGCUUUCCAUAACCCCGCCCCAUUCUCCCUCCUUCCAUCACCCGCCCCCCCACCCCAUUCUCCCGCUUUCCAUCACCCCGCCCCAUUCUCCCGCUUUCCAUCACCCCGCCCCAUUCUCCCGCUUUCCAUCACCCCGCCCCAUUCUCCCGCUUUCCAUCACCCUGCCCCAUUCUCCCGCUUUCCAUCACCCCGCCCCAUUCUCCCGCUUUCCAUCACCCCGCCCCAUUCUCCCGCUUUUCAUCUCCCCGCCCCAUUCUCCCUCCUUCCAUCACCCCGCCUCAUUCUACGUCCUUCCAUCACCCCGCCCCAUGCUCCCGCUUUCCAUCACCCCGCCCCAUUCUCCCGCUUUCCAUCACCCCGCCCCAUUCUCCCUCUUUCCAUCACCCCGCCCCAUUCUGCCGCUUUCCAUCACUCCGCCCCAUUCUCCCGCUUUCCAUCACCGUGCCCCAUUCUCCCGCUUUCCAUCACCCCGCCCCAUUCUCCCGCUUUCCAUCACCCCGCCCCAUUCUCCCUCCUUCCAUCACCCCGCCCCAUUCUCCUGCUUUCCAUCACCCCGCCCCAUUCUCCCUCCUUCCAUCACCCCGCCCCAUUCUCCCGCUUUCCAUCACCCCGCGCUAUUCUCCCUCCUUCCAUCACCCCGCCCCAUUUUCCAGCUUUCCAUCACCCCGCCCCAUUCUCCCGCUUCCCAUAACCCCACCUCAUUCUCCCGCUUUCCAUCACCCCGCCACAUUCUCCCGCUUCCAUCACCCCGCCCCAUUCUCCUUCCUUCCAUCACCCCGCCCCAUUCUCCCGCUUUCCAUCACCCCACCCCAUUCUCCCGCUUCCCAUCAUCCCGCCCCAUUUCCCCGCUUUCCAUCACCCCUCCCCAUUCUCCCUCCUUCUAUCACCCCGCCCCAUUCUCCCGCUUUCCAUUACCCGCCCCAUUCUCCCGCUUUCCAUCACCUCGCCCCAUCUCCCGCUUUCCAUCACCCCGCCCUAUUCUUCUGCUUUCCAUCACCCCGCCCCAUUCUCCUACUUUCCAUCACCCCCCCCCAUUAACCCGCUUUCCAUCACCCACCCCAUUCUCCUGCUUUCCAUCACCCCGCCCCAUUCUCCCACUUUCUAUCACCCCGCCCCAUUCUCCCGCUUUUCAUCACCCCGCCCCAUUCUCCCGCUUUCCAACACCCCGCCCCAUUCUCCCGCUUUCCAUCACCCCGCUCCAUUCUCCCGCUUUCCAUCAGUCCGCCCCAUUCUCCCGCUUUCCAUCACCCCGCCCCAUUCUCCUGCUUUUCAUCACCCCGCCCCAUUCUCCCUCCUUCCAUCACUCCGCCUCAUUAUCCCUCCUUCCAUCACCCCGCCCCAUUCUCCCGCUUUCCAUCACCCCGCUCCAUUCUCUGCUUUCCAUCACCCAGCCCCAUUCUCCCACUUUCCAUCACCCCGCCUUAUUUUCCCGCUUUCUAUCACCCCGCCCCAUUCUCACGCUUUCCAUCACCAUGCCCCAAUCUCCCUCCUUCCAUCACCCCGCCCCAUUCUCCCGCUUUCCAUCACCCCGCCCCGUUCUCCCGCUUUCCAUAACCCCGCCCCAUUCUCCCUCCUUCCAUCACCCGCCCCAUUCUCCCUCCUUCCAUCACCCCGCCCCAUUCUCCCUCCUUCCAUCACCCCGCCCCAUUCUCCCGCUUUCCAUCAGCCCUCCCCAUUCUCCCGCUUUCCAUCACUCCGCCCCAUUCCCCCGCUUUCCAUCACCCUGCCCCAUUCUCCCGCUUUCGAUCACCCCGCCCCAUUCUACCUCUUUCCAUCACCCCGCCCCAUUCUCCCGCUUUCCAUCACCCCACCCCAUUCUCCCGCUUUCCAUCACCCCGCCCCAUUCUCCCGCUUUCCAUCACCCCGCCCCAUUCUCCCGCUUUCCAUCACCCCGCCCCAUUCUCCCGCUUUCCAUCACCAUGCCCCAAUCUCCCUCCUUCCAUCACCCCGCCCCAUUCUCCCGCUUUCCAUCACCCCGCCCCAUUGUCCCUCCUUCCAUAACCCCGCCUCCCCGCCCCAUUCUCCCGCUUUCCAUCACCCCACCCCUUUCUCCCGCUUUCCAUCACCCCGCCCCAUUCUCCCGCUUUCCAUCACCCCGCCCCAUUCUCCCUCCUUCCAUCACCCCGCCCCAUUCUCCUGCUUUCCAUCACCCCGCCCCAUUCUCCCUCCUUCCAUCACCCCGCCCCAUUCUCCCGCUUUCCAUCACCCCGCGCUAUUCUCCCUCCUUCCAUCACCCCGCCCUAUUUUCCAGCUUUCCAUCACCCCGCCCCAUUCUCCCGCUUCCCAUAACCCCACCUCAUUCUCCCGCUUUCCAUCACCCCGCCACAUUCUCCCGCUUUCCAUCACCCCGCCCCAUUCUCCUUCCUUCCAUCACCCCGCCCCAUUCUCCCGCUUUCCAUCACCCCGCCCCAUUCUCCCGCUUUCCAUCAGGCCGCCCCUUUCUCCCUCCUUCCAUCACCCCGCCCCAUUCUCCCUCCUUCCAUCACCCAGCCCCAUUCUCCCGCUUUCCAUCAGCCCGCCCCUUUCUCCCGCUUUCCAUCUCCCUGCCCCAUUCUCCUGCUUUCCGUCAACCCGCCCCAUUCUCCCGCUUUCCUUCACCCCACCCCAUUCUCCCGCUUCCCAUCAUCCCGCCCCAUUUCCCCGCUUUCCAUCACCCCUCCCCAUUCUCCCUCCUUCUAUCACCCCGCCCCAUUCUCCCGCUUUCCAUUACCCGCCCCAUUCUCUCGCUUUCCAUCACCUCGCCCCAUCUCCCGCUUUCCAUCACCCCGCCCUAUUCUUCUGCUUUCCAUCACCCCGCCCCAUUCUCCUACUUUCCAUCACCCCCCCCCAUUAACCCGCUUUCCAUCACCCACCCCAUUCUCCUGCUUUCCAUCACCCCGCCCCAUUCUCCCACUUUCUAUCACCCCGCCCCAUUCUCCCGCUUUUCAUCACCCCGCCCCAUUCUCCCGCUUUCCAACACCCCGCCCCAUUCUCCCGCUUUCCAUCACCCCGCUCCAUUCUCCCGCUUUCCAUCAGUCCGCCCCAUUCUCCCGCUUUCCAUCACCCCGCCCCAUUCUCCUGCUUUUCAUCACCCCGCCCCAUUCUCCCUCCUUCCAUCACUCCGCCUCAUUAUCCCUCCUUCCAUCACCCCGCCCCAUUCUCCCGCUUUCCAUCACCCCGCUCCAUUCUCUGCUUUCCAUCACCCAGCCCCAUUCUCCCACUUUCCAUCACCCCGCCUUAUUUUCCCGCUUUCUAUCACCCCGCCCCAUUCUCACGCUUUCCAUCACCAUGCCCCAAUCUCCCUCCUUCCAUCACCCCGCCCCAUUCUCCCGCUUUCCAUCACCCCGCCCCAUUCUCCCGCUUUCCAUAACCCCGCCCCAUUCUCCCUCCUUCCAUCACCCGCCCCAUUCUCCCUCCUUCCAUCACCCCGCCCCAUUCUCCCUCCUUCCAUCACCCCGCCCCAUUCUCCCGCUUUCCAUCAGCCCUCCCCAUUCUCCCGCUUUCCAUCACCCCGCCCCAUUCCCCCGCUUUCCAUCACCCUGCCCUAUUCUCCCGCUUUCGAUCACCCCGCCCCAUUCUCCCUCUUUCCAUCACCCCGCCCCAUUCUCCCGCUUUCCAUCACCCCACCCCAUUCUCCCGCUUUCCAUCACCCCGCCCCAUUCUCCCGCUUUCCAUCACCCCGCCCCAUUCUCCCGCUUUCCAUCACCCCGCCCCAUUCUCCCGCUUUCCAUCACCAUGCCCCAAUCUCCCUCCUUCCAUCACCCCGCCCCAUUCUCCCGCUUUCCAUCACCCCGCCCCAUUGUCCCUCCUUCCAUAACCCCGCCUCGUUCUACCUUCUUCCAUCACCCCGCCCCAUGCUCCCGCUUUCCAUCACCCCGCCCCAUUCUCCCGCUUUCCAUCACACCGCCCCAUUCUCCCGCUUUCCAUCACCCCGCCCCAUUCUCCCGCUUUCCAUCACCCCGCCCCAUUCUCCCAUCACCCCGCCCCAUUCUCCCGCUUUCCAUCACCACGCCCCAUUCUCCCGCUUUCCAUCACUCCGCCCCAUUCUCCCUCUUUCCAUCACCCCGCCCCAUUCUCCUGCUUUCCAUCACCCCGCCCCAUUCUUCUCCUUCCAUCACCCCGCCUCAUUCUACCUCCUUCCAUCACCCCGCCCCAUUCUCCCGCUUUCCAUAACCCCGCCCUAUUCUCCCACUUUCCAUCACCCCGCCCCAUUCUCCCGCUUUCCAUCACCACGCCCCAUUCUCUCGCUUUUCAUCACCCCACCCCAUUCUCCCGCUUUCCAUCACCCCACCCCAUUCUCCCGCAUUCCAUCACCCCGCCCAAAUCUCCCUCCUUCCAUCACCCCGCCCCAUUCUCCCACUUUCCAUCACCCCUCCACAUUCUCCCGCUUUCCAUCACCCCGCCCCAUUCUCUCGCUUUUCAUCACCCCACCCCAUUCUCCCGCUUUCCAUCACCCCGCCCCCUUCUCCCUCCUUCCGUCACCCCGCCCCAUUCUCCCUCCUUCCAUCACCCCGCCCCAUUCUCCCACUUUCUAUCAGCCCGCCCCAUUCUCCCGCUUUCCAUCACCCCACCCCUUUCUCCCGCUUUGCAUCUCCCCGCCCCAUUCUUUCGCUUUCCAUCACCCUGCCCCAUUCUCCCGCUUUCCAUCACCCCGCCCCAUUCUCCCACUUUCCAUCACCCCGCCCCAUUCUCCCUCCUUCCAUCACCCCGCCUCAUUCUACCUCCUUCCAUCACCCCGCCCCAUGCUCCCGCUUUCCAUCACCCCGCCCCAUUCUCCCGCUUUUCAUCACCCCGCCCCAUUCUCCCGCUUUCCAUCACCCCGCCCCAUUCUCCCGCUUUCCAUCAUCCCGCCCCGUUCUCCCUCCUUCCAUCACCCCGCCCCAUUCUCUCGUUUUCCAUCACCCCGCCCCAUGCUCCCGCUUUCCAUCACCCCGCCCCAUUCUCUCGCUUUCCAUCACCACGCCCCAUUCUCCCGCUUUCCAUCACCCCGCCCCAUUCUCCCGCUUUCCAUCACUCCGCCCCAUUCUCCCGCUUUCCAUCACCCCGCCCCAUUCUCCCGCUUUCCAUCACCCCGCCCCAUUCUUCUCCUUCCAUCACCCCGCCUCAUUCUACCUCCUUCCAUCACCCCGCCCCAUUCUCCCGCUUUCCAUCACCCUGCCCAUUCUCCCGCUUUCCAUCACCCCGCCCCAUUCUCCCUCUUUCCAUCACCCCGCCCCUUUCUCCCGCUUUCCAUCACACCACCCCAUUCUCCCGCUUUCCAUCACCACGCCCCAUUUUCCCUCUUUCCAUCACCCCGCCCCAUUCUCCCGCUUUCCAUCACCCCGCCCAAUUCUCCCGCUUUCCAUCACCCCUGCUCCAUUCUCCCGCAUUCCAUCACCCCGCCUAAUUCUCCCUCUCUCCAUCACCCCUCCCCAUUCUCCCUCUUUCCAUCACCCCGCCACAUUCUCCCGCUUUCCAUCACCGCGCCUCAUUAUCCCUCUUUCCAUCACCCCGCCCCAUUCUCCCACUUUCCAUCACACCGCCCCAUUCUCCCUCUAUCCAUCACCCCGCCCUAUUCUCCAGCUUUCCAUCACACCGCCCCAUUCUCCCGCUUUCCAUCACCCCUCCCCAUUCUCCCGCUUUCCAUCACCCCGCCCCAUUCUCCCGCUUUCCAUCACCCCGCCCCAUUCUCCCUCUUUCCAUCACCCCGCCCUAUUCUCCCUCUUUCCAUCACCCCGCUCCAUUCUCCCGCUUUCUAUCACCCCGCCCCAUUCUCUCGCUUUCCAUCACCCCACCCCAUUCUCCCGCUUUCCAUCACCCCGCUCCGUUCUCCCGCUUUCCAUCACCCCGCCCAGUUCUCCCUCUUUCCAUCACCCCUCCCCAUUAUCCCUCUUUCCAUCACCCCGCCCCCUUCUCCCUCUUUCCAUCACCCCGCCCCAUUCUCCCGCUUUCCAUCACCCCGCCCCAUUCUCCCUCUUUCCAUCACCCCGCCCCAUUCUCCCGCUUUCCAUCACCCCGCCCCAUUCUCCUGCUUUCCAUCACCCCGCCCCAUUCUUCCGCUUUCCAUCACCCCGCCCCAUUCUCCCUCUUUCCAUCUCCCCGCCCCAUUCUCCCUUUCUCCAUCACCCCGCCACAUUCUCCCGCUUUCCAUCAUCCCGCCCCAUUCUCCCGCUUUCAAUCACCCCGCCCCAUUCUUCCGCUUUCCAUCACCCCGCCCCAUUCUCCCUCUUUCCAUCAGCCCGCCCCAUUCUCCCUCUUUCCAUCACCUCGCCCCAUUCUCCCGCUUUCAUCACCCCGCCCCAUUCUCCCGCUAUUUCAUCACCCCGCCCCAUUCUCCCGCUUUCCAUCACCCCGCCCCGUUCUCCCUCUUUCCAUCACCCCGCCCUAUUCUCCCUCUUUCCAUCACCCCGCUCCAUUCUCCCGCUUUCCAUCACCCCGCCCAGUUCUCCCUCUUUCCAUCACCCCUCCCCAUUAUCCCUCUUUCCAUCACCCCGCCCCCUUCUCCCUCUUUCCAUCACCCCGCCCCAUUAUCCCGCUUUCCAUCACCCCGCCCCAUUCUCCCGCUUUCCAUCACCCCGCCCCAUUCUCCCGCUUUCCAUCACCCCGCCCCAUUCUUCCGCUUUCCAUCACCCCGCCCCAUUCUCCCUCUUUCCAUCUCCCCGCCCCAUUCUCCCUCUCUCCAUCACCCCACCCCAUUCUCCCGCUUUCCAUCAUCCCGCCCCAUUCUCCCGCUUUCAAUCACCCUGCCCCAUUCUUCCGCUUUCCAUCACCCCGCCCCAUUCUCCCUCUUUCCAUCAGCCCGCCCCAUUCUCCCUCUUUCCAUCACCUCGCCCCAUUCUCCCGCUUUCCAUCACCCCGCCCCAUUCUCCCGCUAUUUCAUCACCCCGCCCCAUUCUCCCUCUUUCCAUAACCCCGCCCUAUUCUCCCUCUUUCCAUCACCCCGCAACAUUCUCCCUCUUUUCAUCACCCCACCCCAUUCUCCCGCUUUCCAUCACCACGCCCCAUUUUCCCUCUUUCCAUCACCCCGCCCCAUUCUCCCGCUUUCCAUCACCCCGCCCAAUUCUCCCCCUUUCCAUCACCCCGCUCCAUUCUCCCGCAUUCCAUCACCCCGCCUAAUUCUCCCUCUCUCCAUCACCCCUCCCCAUUCUCCCUCUUUCCAUCACCCCGCCACAUUCUCCCACUUUCCAUCACCGCGCCUCAUUAUCCCUCUUUCCAUCACCCCGCCCCAUUCUUCCACUUUCCAUCACACCGCCCCAUUCUCCCUCUAUCCAUCACCCCGCCCUAUUCUCCAGCUUUCCAUCACACCGCCCCAUUCUCCCGCUUUCCAUCACCCCUCCCCAUUCUCCCGCUUUCCAUCACCCCGCCCCAUUCUCCCGCUUUCCAUCACCCCGCCCCAUUCUCCCUCUUUCCAUCACCCCGCCCUAUUCUCCCUCUUUCCAUCACCCCGCUCCAUUCUCCCGCUUUCUAUCACCCCGCCCCAUUCUCCCGCUUUCCAUCACCCCACCCCAUUCUCCCGCUUUCCAUCACCCCGCUCCAUUCUCCCGCUUUCCAUCACCCCGCCCAGUUCUCCCUCUUUCCAUCACCCCUCCCCAUUAUCCCUCUUUCCAUCACCCCGCCCCCUUCUCCCUCUUUCCAUCACCCCGCCCCAUUCUCCCUCUUUCCAUCACCCCGCCCCAUUCUCCCUCUUUCCAUCACCCCGCCCCAUUCUCCCGCUUUCCAUCACCCCGCCCCAUUCUCCCGCUUUCCAUCACCCCGCCCCAUUCUUCCGCUUUCCAUCACCCCGCCCCAUUCUCCCUCUUUCCGUCUCCCCUUCUCCCUCUCUCCAUCACCCCGCCCCAUUCUCCCGCUUUCCAUCAUCCUGCCCCAUUCUCCCGCUUUCAAUCACCCCGCCCCAUUCUUCCGCUUUCCAUCACCCCGCCCCAUUCUCCCUCUUUCCAUCAGCCCGCCCGAUUCUCCCUCUUUCCAUCACCUCGCCCCAUUCUCCCGCUUUCCAUCACCCCGCCCCAUUCUCCCGCUAUUUCAUCACCCCGCCCCAUUCUCCCGCUUUCCAUCACCCCGCCCCAGUUCUCCCUCUUUCCAUCACCCCGCCCUAUUCUCCCUCUUUCCAUCACCCCGCUCCAUUCUCCCGCUUUCUAUCACCCCGCCCCAUUCUCCCGCUUUCCAUCACCCCACCCCAUUCUCCCGCCUUCCAUCACCCCGCUCCAUUCUCCCGCUUUCCAUCACCCCGCCCAGUUCUCCCUCUUUCCAUCACCCCUCCCCAUUAUCCCUCUUUCCAUCACCCCGCCCCCUUCUCCCUCUUUCCAUCACCCCGCCCCAUUAUCCCGCUUUCCAUCACCCCGCCCCAUUCUCCCUCUUUCCAUCACCCCGCCCCAUUCUCCCGCUUUCCAUCACCCCGCCCCAUUCUCCCGCUUUCCAUCACCCCGCCCCAUUCUUCCGCUUUCCAUCACCCCGCCCCAUUCUCCCUCUUUCCGUCUCCCCGCCCCAUUCUCCCUCUCUCCAUCACCCCACCCCAUUCUCCCGCUUUCCAUCAUCCCGCCCCAUUCUCCCGCUUUCAAUCACCCCGCCCCAUUCUUCCGCUUUCCAUCACCCCGCCCCAUUCUCCCUCUUUCCAUCAGCCCGCCCCAUUCUCCCUCUUUCCAUCACCUCGCCCCAUUCUCCCGCUUUCCAUCACCCCGCCCCAUUCUCCCGCUAUUUCAUCACCCCGCCCCAUUCUCCCUCUUUCCAUAACCCCGCCCUAUUCUCCCUCUUUCCAUCACCCCGCAACAUUCUCCCUCUUUUCAUCACCCCACCCCAUUCUCCCGCUUUCCAUCACCCCGCCCCAUUCUCCCGCUUUCCAUCACCCCUCCCCAUUCUCCCUCUUUCCAUCACCCCGCCCCAUUCUCCCUCUUUCCAUCACCCCGCCCCAUUCUCCCUCUUUCCAUCACCCCGCCCCAUUCUCCCUCUUUCCAUCACCCCGCCCCAUUCUCCCGCUUUCCAUCACCCCGCCCCAUUCUCCCGCUUUCCAUCACCCCGCCCCAUUCUUCCGCUUUCCAUCACCCCGCCCCAUUCUCCCUCUUUCCGUCUCCCCUUCUCCCUCUCUCCAUCACCCCGCCCCAUUCUCCCGCUUUCCAUCAUCCCGCCCCAUUCUCCCGCUUUCAAUCACCCCGCCCCAUUCUUCCGCUUUCCAUCACCCCGCCCCAUUCUCCCUCUUUCCAUCAGCCCGCCCCAUUCUCCCUCUUUCCAUCACACUCGCCCCAUUCUCCCGCUUUCCAUCACCCCGCCCCAUUCUCCCGCUAUUUCAUCACCCCGCCCCAUUCUCCCGCUUUCCAUCACCCCGCCCCAUUCUCCCUCUUUCCAUCACCCCGCCCUAUUCUCCCUCUUUCCAUCACCCCGCUCCAUUCUCCCGCUUUCUAUCACCCCGCCCCAUUCUCCCGCUUUCCAUCACCCCACCCCAUUCUCCCGCCUUCCAUCACCCCGCUCCAUUCUCCCGCUUUCCAUCACCCCGCCCAGUUCUCCCUCUUUCCAUCACCCCUCCCCAUUAUCCCUCUUUCCAUCACCCCGCCCCCUUCUCCCUCUUUCCAUCACCCCGCCCCAUUAUCCCGCUUUCCAUCACCCCGCCCCAUUCUCCCUCUUUCCAUCACCCCGCCCCAUUCUCCCGCUUUCCAUCACCCCGCCCCAUUCUCCCGCUUUCCAUCACCCCGCCCCAUUCUUCCGCUUUCCAUCACCCCGCCCCAUUCUCCCUCUUUCCGUCUCCCCGCCCCAUUCUCCCUCUCUCCAUCACCCCACCCCAUUCUCCCGCUUUCCAUCAUCCCGCCCCAUUCUCCCGCUUUCAAUCACCCCGCCCCAUUCUUCCGCUUUCCAUCACCCCGCCCCAUUCUCCCUCUUUCCAUCAGCCCGCCCCAUUCUCCCUCUUUCCAUCACCUCGCCCCAUUCUCCCGCUUUCCAUCACCCCGCCCCAUUCUCCCGCUAUUUCAUCACCCCGCCCCAUUCUCCCUCUUUCCAUAACCCCGCCCUAUUCUCCCUCUUUCCAUCACCCCGCAACAUUCUCCCUCUUUUCAUCACCCCACCCCAUUCUCCCGCUUUCCAUCACCCCGCCCCAUUCUCCCGCUUUCCAUCAACCCGCCUCAUUCUCCCGCUUUCCAUCACCCCACCCCAUUCUCCCGCUUUCCAUCACCCCACCCCAUUCUCCCGCUUUCCAUCACCCCCCCCUAUUCUCCCUCUUUCCAUCAACCUGCCCCAUUCUCCCGCUUUCCAUCACCGUCCUAUUCUCCUUCUUUCCAUCACCCCACCCAAUUCUCCCGCUUUCCAUCACCCCGCCCCAUUCUCCCUCUUUCCAUCACCCCGCCCCAUUCUCCCGCUUUCCACCACCCCGCUCCAUUCUCCCGCUUUCCAUCACCCCGCCCAUUUCUCCCUCUUUCCAUCACCCCUCCCCAUUCUCCCUCUUUCCAUCACCCCGCCACAUUCUCCCGCUUUCCAUCACCGCGCCUCAUAAUCCCUCUUUCCAUUACCCCGCCCCAUUCUCCCUCUUUCCAUCACACCGCCCCAUUCUCCCUCUAUCCACCACCCCGCCCUAUUCUCCCUCUUUCCAUCACCCUGCCCCAUUCUCCCGCUUUCUAUCACCCCGCCCCAUUUUCCCGCUUUCCAUCACCCCUCCCCAUUCUCCCGCUAUCGAUCACCCCGCCCCAUUCUCCCGCUUUCCAUCACCCCGCCCCAUUCUCCAUCUUUCCAUCACCCCGCCCUAUUCUCCCUCUUUCCAUCACCCCGCCCCAUUCUCCCACUUUCCAUCACCCGACCUGGACAUGGACGUGGAUGUGGACGUGGACGUGGACGUGGACGUGGACGUAGAAAUGGACGUGGACGUGGACGUGGAUGUGGACGUAAAAAUGGACGUGGACGUGGACGUGGACGUGGACGUGGACGUGGAUGUGGACGUGGACAUGGACGUGGACGUGGACGUGGAUGUGGACGUGAACGUGGACGUGGACGUGGACGUGGACCUGGACGUAGACGUGGACGUGGACGUGGACCUGGACCUGGACGUUGACAUGGACGUGGACGUGGACGUGGAUGUGGACGUGGACGUGGACGUGGACCUGGACGUGGACGUGGACGUGGACGUGGACCUGGACGUUGACGUGGACGUGGAGGACAUGGACGACGUGGACGUGGACGAGGAGGACGUGGACGUGGACGUGGACGUGGACGUGGACGAGGACGAGGACGUGGACGUGGACGUGGACGUGGACGUGGACGUGGACGUGGAGGACAUGGACGUGGACGUGGACGUGGACGUGGACGUAGAACUGGACGUGGACGUGGACGUGGACGUGGACGUGGACGUUGACGUGGACGUGGACGUGGACGUGGACGUGGACGUGGACGUGGACGUGGACCUGGACGUUGACGUGGACGUGGACGUGGACGUGGAGGACAUGGACGUGGACGUGGACGUGGACGUGGACGUUGACGUGGACGUAGAAAUGGACGUAGACGUGGACGUGGACGUGCACGUGGACGUGGAGGUGGACGUGGACAUGGAGGACAUGGACGUGGACGUGGACGUGGACGUGGACGAGGACGAUGACGUGGACGUGGACGUGGACGAGGACGUGGACGUGGACGUGGACGUGGACGUACAAAUGGACGUGGACGUGGACGUGGAGGACAUGGACGUGGACGUGGACGUGGACGUGGACGAGGACGAGGACGAGUACGUGGACGUGGACGUGGACAUGGACAUGGACAUGGACGUGGACGUGGACAUGGACGUGGACGUGGACGUGGACGUGGACGUGGACGUGGACAUGGACGUGGACGUGGACGUGGACUCGACGUGGACGGACGUAGACGUGGACGUGGACAUGGACAUGGACGUGGACGUGGACGUGGACAUAGAAAUGGACGUGGACGUGGACGUGGACGUCGGCGUGCACGUGCUCGUGGACAUGGACGUGGACGUGGACGUGGACGUGGUCAUGGACGUGGACGUGGACAUGGACGUGGACGUGGUCGUGGACGUGGACGUGGACGUGGAGGACGUGGACGUGGAGGACAUCGACGUGGAUGUGGAGGACGUGGACGUGGACGUGGAGGACGAGGACGUGGACGUGGACGUGGACGUGGACAUGGAUGUGGACGUGGACAUGGACGUGGACGUGGACAUGGACGUGGAGGACAUGGACGUUGACGUGGACGUGGACGUGGACGUUGACGUGGACGUGGAACUGGACGUAGAUGUGGACGUAGAACUGGACGUGGACGUGGACGUGGACGUGGACGUGGAGGACAUGGACGUGGACGUGGACAUGGACAUGGACGUGGAUGUGGACGUGGACGUGGACGUGGACGUGGACGUGGACAUGGACGUGGACGUGGACGUGGACGUGGACUUGGACUUGGACGUGGACGUGGAGGUCGACGUGGAUGUCGACGUCGACGUCGACGUGGACGGACAAAUGGACGUGGACGUGGACGUGGACGUCGGCGUGCAUGUGCUCGUGGACAUGGACGUGGACGUGGACGUGGACGUGGACGUGAACGUGGACGUGGACGUGGACGUGGACGUGGACGUGGUCAUGGACGUGGACGUGGACAUGGACGUGGACGUGGUCGUGGACGUGGACGUGGACGUGGAGGACGUGGACGUGGAGGACGUCGACGUAGACGUGGAGGACGUGGACGUGGACGUGGAGGACGAGGACGUGGACGUGGACGUGGACGUGGACGUGGACAUGGACGUGGACGUGGACGUGGACAUGGACGUGGACGUGGACAUGGACGUGGAGGACAUGGACGUGGACGUGGACGUGGACGUGGACGUAGAUGUGGACGUAGAACUGGACGUGGACGUGGACGUGGACGUGGACGUGGACGUGGAGGACAUGGACGUGGACGAGGACGUGGACGUGGACGUGGACAUGGACAUGGACGUGGACUGUGGACGUGGACGUGGACGUGGAUACGUGGACGUGGACGUGGACAUGGACAUGGUCGUGGACGUGGACGUAGAAAUGGACGUGGACGUGGACGUGGACGUUGGCGUGCACGUGCUCGUGGACAUGGACGUGGACGUGGACGUGGACAUGGACGUGGACGUGGACGUGAACGUGGACGUGGACGUGGACGUGGACGUGGUCCUGGACGUGGACGUGGACAUGGACGUGGACGUGGUCAUGGACGUGGACGUGGACGUGGAGGACGUGGACGUGGAGGACGUGGACGUGGUCGUGGACGUGGACAUGGACGUGGACGUGGACGUGGAGGACGUCGACGUGGACGUGGAGGACGUGGACGUGGACGUGGAGGACGAGGACGUGGACGUGGACGUGGACAUGGACAUGGACGUGGACGUGGACGUGGACAUGGACGUGGACGUGGACAUGGACAUGGAGGACAUGGACGUGGACGUGGACGUGGACGUGGACGUGGACGUAGACGUGGACGUAGAACUGGACGUGGACGUGGACGUGGACAUGGACGUGGACGUGGACGUGGACGUGGACGUGGACGUGGAGGACAUGGACGUGGACGUGGACGUGGACGUGGACGUAGAACUGGACGUGGACGUGGACGUGGACGUGGACGUGGACGUGGACCUGGACCUGGACGUUGACGUGGACGUGGACGUGGACGUGGACGUGGACCUGGACGUGGACGUGGACGUGGACCUGGACGUUGACGUUGACGUGGAGGACAUGGACGUGGACGUGGACGUGGACCUGGACGUGGACGUGGACGUGGACGUGGACAUGGAUGUAGACGUGGACGUGGAGGUGGACGUGGACGUGGACGAGGACGAGGACGUGGACGAGGAGGACAUGGACGUGGACGUGGACGUGGACGUGGACGUGGACGAGGACGAGGACGUGGACAUGGACGUGGACGUGGACGUGGACGUGGACGUGGACUAG